UGGUCGAGCCUUCACGUGCAAGGUCCGAACGAAUCCACAUUGACGCGGCGCUUAUGAGUGCUCUUGUCGAUAGAUGGAGGCCUGAGACCCACACUUUCCACCACACAGUUGGAGAGAUGGUGCCCACUCUGCAGGAUGUGUCUUAUUUGUUGGGGCUGCCGAUAGCUGGGCCAGCAGUUGGCCCAACAAUGGUGAAUGCUGGAUGGGCGGAUGACCUUCUGGCCAGUUUUGGUGGUGUGCUGCCUGUUGCACUGGAGGAUCUCACAGAUGGGCACGGGCCUACGAAAAGUUGGUUGAAUCAGUUUCGACAGGAUGUCUUCCCUGAUGACCAGGAGGAGUGGAUCGUGCAGCGGCACUUAGUCGCUUACCUGUUGUGGUUGUUUGGAUGGGUGAUGUUCACGGGAACUCACGCUGACUCCGUGGACAAGCACUUCAUCCACUUUGCGGAGCAGAUUGCAGAGUUACCUAUCGCGGAGAUUCCACAGUACAGUUGGGGGUCGGCGGUACUUGCGGCGACAUAUGCCGAACUGUGUGAUGCUUGCGUGAGGAACAGCAAGCAAAGUUCACUCCCUGGAUGCCCGUUGCUACUUAUGUUGUGGGCGCACGAGCGCUUCGACAUUGGGAGGCCUCAGCUUGACUCGUACGCAAACUACGGUUUGCGAGAGAUGUACAGGUCUGGUGUUGAUGACAUCGACGAUCGUCCCACUAUGGGAUCCUUGUGGACACACCGUGAGCCGCAGUGGGUUAGCGGGACGACACGUCGUGUCUACACUCAGUUUGUAGCUGACUUUGAUCAGCUUACGCCUGACCGUGUUCGGUGGACUCCCUACACUCAGCACGAUGUCAAUGAUCGUGCACCGCACGGUCUCGCGGAUCUUUGCACGCGAGAUAUGCAACUCUGGAGGACGACUUGUCACCUCGUGGUGGACGUGCACGUCGAGCCACACAAUGUCCACAGGGUUCUCAAACAGUUGGGCAUGUAUCAGGACUUCCCUCCGAGAGAUGGUCGUCCUUUGGCUGAUAGUCUUCAUAGGUACUCCAGAAAGGGGCUCGGGCUUUCCUACGAGCUAGUUAUUGUGACCACGGUUCAGCCGACGGUACAAGAGUGGGAGCACGCAGCUGAUAACUUGGCACUUCAGACACCUCCAGACGAUGGGAGUUAUUAUGGAGCUUACCUUCGUUGGUACCGCAGUGUUACACGAUGGAGGUGUUUUCCUCCACAAGGAGAUAGCACCGUCCCCCACCAGGCAGCGAUUACUGACACGUUUGCCCCUCAGCCUAGAUCAGCUUACAACUCAAUGGCGGAAUUUGUUGAGCACGUUCACGUGGAGUCCGACACCCUGCUGCAAAGACUAGAGGCGAGACCUCCAGUCGUCAGGUCUGACGACGUGACGAGUGUCCUUCGCAACUUCCGUGCACGUGCUGCCGCACUACUACGUCGUGUCUCCUGUCGGAGCGCGGCAGAUGUGGUGCAGACGUCGGGCCGACGGCCAUCACCACCACUACCCCGACGUUCCAGCGUGGAUCGGAGUGGUCCAUCCUCUUCACGUCGCGGGUACGAAGCGGCCCACACAUCUCACGGUCGUCCUUCCUUUCAGCACACCCCAGCACCGGAGUACACCAGGGGGUCAGCCGGAUCAGGGGUACCCACGUCGAGCACGGCACCACCACGUCCGCAGGUAUUCCAAACUCCGCCUUAUGUUCACCCCUCGCAGGGAGCAUCUGGGUCGGCACACUUCCCUUACAUGCCAACGGGGGACAACGUGUUGAACAGACCAGCAUGGGGACUUCAUAUCACUCCGCGUGCGCCAGAGCAGGGCCACACACAGCACACAUGUAAGUCAUUUUAAACAAUAACACGCUUUAGUUUCUAAUUAUAUGUAUCGUUACUAACUACGCCAUAUUUUUUGGUUUCUCCCUCUUGUACAAACAGACGAU
Molecule: messenger RNA, 1938 nt
Organism: Oryza sativa Japonica Group (Japanese rice)
Lineage: Eukaryota; Viridiplantae; Streptophyta; Magnoliopsida; Poales; Poaceae
Source: RefSeq, a predicted model, not a curated record